GUCCUACCAAUGAAUGAAUACGCCAGAAUUAGCUUAAAGAGAGGACCGGCAGCCAUCUUUGCCUUCAUUACUUUCCUUAGCAGGAGAAGCUCCUUGCUCUGUGAUUGGCUACUUGUUGACACUGCCUGUCAAUCUAACAAUUAGCGGGAAAGCUUGUUUUUACGUUAAGGCCUAGCUUGCUUCCAGAUCUAAAAAAAAACAAAAAAAAAACAAAAAGAAAAUAAUUGUACUGUAUUGUUGUUUUCGGUUAAAUACAUCAGUAUUGUUCCCAUCUUUUAUGUUGGAAUAGUUCACCUGUUCACCAUGGCAUGUGUACAACAAGUGAGAACUUCACAGGAUGCUCAGAUUUUGCCUAACCAGGUUGUGUCAGAGCAGCAGUCUAUGGUUGUUAUAAAGAAGCUUCUUGCCAUCGCCGUGUCUGGCAUCACAUACCUCCGGGGCCUUUUCCCAGAGAAAGCCUACGGAAACAAAUAUGUUGAAGAUCAGAAAGUGAUGAUCCUUAGAGAAGAGCGCAGCUGUCCCGGUGCAAGUCAGAUAGUUCAGUGGUUGCAGGGGUGCUUUGAGGCCAUCCAGAAGAAAUAUCUGCGGACAGUUAUUAUGACUAUCUACACUGACCCAGAGAACCCCCAGGUAGUGCACAGUUUGUCUUCUAGCCAGUGUAAAGUGACUGAGUUUUACCAGUUCAGGAUCCAUUACUGUACAGCAGGGCCGCAGAUGGACUUUGAGAGCAUCAACAACAACAAGUUGUCGAUGUCAUGUGGCAACACCAAGAAGGCCAGCAUCUUGUUGGUGAGGAAGCUCUACACUCUGAUGCAGAACCUGGGUCCUCUGCCUGACAGCGUCUGCCUGAACAUGAAGCUGGCUUACUACGACGAUGAAACUCCUGAGGGUUACCAGCCGCCAGGCUUCAAGGAGUCUGACGGCGACACCAUGAUGUUUGAGAAGGAGCCGGUCAAACUCACCAUGGGCGAGGUGGUCACUCCCUUCCACACUCUGAAGUUGGACAUGGCCACAGAGAGACAGAGGCUGGAGCAGGUGGAUGAAACGGUUAAUACGACGGAGAAGUGGUAUCUGCAUAUGAAGGAGCAGGGCGUCUUCUCACAGAGCCAUGUGAUUGAAGACGUGGAGAAGCCUGACAAUGACAACACAGACUUGGACAACACUGAGAUCCAGCUGAGCUGCCAUGAGAAGCUCGAGAGUUGUGAGAAAGCCACAGAGAUGGAAACUCUGGUGAAGAAGACCUCCGACAUGGAGGUUGGCCUGAAGAGGACCAGGAGUGGACGGAUCAUUAAAUCCACUACAGAGACAAACCUGAUAGUGAACAGCAAGAAGCCGACAGCCAUGAAGGACAAAAUGGUUUCUCAGUAUGACAUCCCCAACAGCCAGGAAACGCCGUCCACCUCCGCGCCCAAGAAGAAGCGCAAAUUCAGCGAGCCCAAAGAGCGCUUCUGACUGCACCCCCCACUGCUAACACAGCAGCACGGCUGUAUUGAUUUCGACUGAUGUUUUUAAAAAUCCAAUUUUGAUUACAGCAUGUUACGUAACUGUUUUUUAAGGAAAUUCACCUGUGAUAGGUAUUAUUGUUUGUGUGCUGGCAGUUUUGAACAGUAUUUGACAGUUUUUGAACAGUAUUGAGCUCCACAGUCUUUGAAUGCAACACGUCUGAACGUGGACAUCUUAGAAGACUGAGGAACAAAUGUAUUAUUUGACACAGUAUUGAAGUUGACUUGGAGUGAUUAUGUUUGUUUUACUGUUGCUAGUCUGAGUUAUUUGUUAACAACUUGAAUAAAAUACAAACAUUAAUCCAGCGUCA
Molecule: messenger RNA, 1813 nt
Organism: Acanthopagrus latus (yellowfin seabream)
Lineage: Eukaryota; Metazoa; Chordata; Actinopteri; Spariformes; Sparidae
Gene: hormad1
Product: HORMA domain containing 1
Exons: 16
Coding region: 304-1452 (382 amino acids)
Source: RefSeq, a predicted model, not a curated record